Molecule: messenger RNA, 1769 nt
Organism: Musa acuminata AAA Group (dessert banana)
Lineage: Eukaryota; Viridiplantae; Streptophyta; Magnoliopsida; Zingiberales; Musaceae
Product: glycine-rich protein A3-like
Exons: 3
Coding region: 986-1573 (195 amino acids)
Source: RefSeq, a predicted model, not a curated record
UGUUUGAUGUCGUCGUUGUUAAGAUCGUAUGGAACCAUUUCCGGUGGACGAUGUUCCUUCCUCGUUUGUUUGGUUUCUGCAUCGUGUGCUAGGGCUUCUUUAUUUACCCUGUUCUGUUGAUUUCCUCCCUUUGAUCUUGAUCUUGGCAUGUUUUAGUAGCGGAGAGGUCGUGCAGAACCGUAGGGUGAUGGAUAUUCUUGGAUCGGAUUUGGAAUUGCUUAAUUAAUCGAAAAGUAGGGUUCAAGAUUGCGGGGUUAUGAAUCCUAGAUGAUCUGCCUCUUCGAUUUGUUUGAUUUUGUUGAGAUGGAAGGCGUUUGUUUAUAUUAUAGAUUUAGGGAUUGUGCUAGCCCCAACAUAUUCCUCUUGGGGCGACCCUUUCCCCCUUCGAAAGUCAACGCCUUGUUCGAUUCCUAUCCUUUCCUCUGGACUGGCCUUCCACUACUAGUUCCCCUCGGUUAUGUCUUCUUCUUCGACCGCAAAAUUGCAAAGGCUUAAUCCCCCCAAGAUCGCGAUGUCGAUCGAUUCUCACCAAAAAGAUCCGAUCUUUGCGCCUCUUUAUCGUUCAAAGAUGAAUGAGUCGCAAGUAAAGAGUCCCCACCUAACAAGUUUGGUACGAACACGUGUCCCACUUUGCGUGACCAAACUCGAUUUCGCAUAGCACCACCCGCAGAACGCGUCCAUUGCGUGUGCUCAAAGCAAAGCACGCGAGCGUUAUCUCCGUGUUGUUUAUCUAGUGGAAUCGAUAUCUCUCCGAUAUGUCUAUAUAUUUGAUUAGAAGUAUCACUACGACAUACAUCACAGCGAGAGGGCUCGUCAUCUGGUAGAAUUUGCCUCUCUCUUUUCUGUUCAUUCUUUUUGCCUCUCUCGUUGCCGUUGAUUAGAAUUUGCCGUUUAUCCUGUCGAAGAGCAAGAUAUUGGAUCUUUCGUGAGGUUUUCAAAGCCAUCUUUUCUGCUUGGUUCAACAUCCUUCUUCAUUGAAGAGAAAAUGGGAGGGGGAAAGGAUAAGCAUGACGAAUCUGAUAAAGGAUUGUUUUCAAACUUAGCUCAUGGGCUUGCUGGACAUGGACAGCAUGGGGGGUAUCCUCCAUACCCCGGGGCGUACCCACCACCCGGGGCAUACCCUCCACAAGGAUAUCCUCCCGCACCAGGUGCAUAUCCUCCGCAUGGACAUCCUUCUCAGGGAUAUCCCCCUCAAGGCUAUCCACCAUCAGGGUAUCCUGGAUAUCCUCCAUCAGGCGGAUACCCACCUUCGGGAUAUCCACCUGCCGCUUAUCCUGGUCCAUCGGCUCCAUCACAUCAUGGACAUGGAUCUAACAUGGGAGCGAUGCUGGCGGGGGGAGCUGCAGCUGCUGCGGCAGCUUACGGGGUUCACCAAUUGUCUCACGGCCAUCAUCAGAUGGGACAUGGAAUGCACCAUGGCUUGGGCCACCAUGGCAAGUUCAAGCACCAUGGCUUUGGCCACCAUGGCAAGUUCAAGCACCAUGGCAAGUUCAAGCAUGGAAAAUUUGGCAAGCACGGCAUGUUUGGUGGGAAACACGGCAUGUUUGGUGGCAAGUUCAAGAAGUGGAAGUGAUCCGUGAUUGCCUGAAUCCGUAUCAAUAUCUCGCUAUUGUUUUUAUUUUCUUGCUCUAAAUUCUGUCUUAUAUGCGUCACUCUCGUUUGUGAUAUGACUGUGUUGGGGAUGUGUUAUCGGCCUUAGGACAUUUUAAUCUUUGACAUUUGUCUUGUACCUCCUGGUAUUUAUUAUUGGUGCCCGAUGAUGCUGUUCA